AAUGGGCGAGCAUAAUCUCCUUAAUCCAGGGUUUGUGGGACCUUUAGUAAACAUCCACACUGGAGACACGUUUUACUUCCCGAAUUUUCGAGCUUCAGGGGGACAACUGGCGGGGCUACCGUCUCUCUCCUACCCGAGAAGGGACAAUGUUUGCUCCCUCCCGUGGAAUCCUUCGGAGCCGUGCAAUGGAUACUCUCAAUCCUACUUUAGCAGCCCCGUGUCUAUUAACCCUUCUUUCAACCGGUCGUGUGAAAUUAGCAGACCAGAAGAGGGCAAAUGUUACUAUAACAACGGCAGCGGGAGCAGGGAGACCUGUUCAGGUGGCAGCAGCAGCAGCAGCAGCCUCAAACGGGAGGACAGGGCGAGAGACACAUCAUCAUUAACAUCUGACCACGGGAUGCACGCUGGGAUUGGCAGCACAGCCGCCUUCUCCAAAUAUGAUUACGGGAGCGAGCAGCUAACGCAAGACCCACCAUCCUGUCAGUCAAUGGAGUCCGACUCCAGUUCAUCGCUGCUCAACGAGGGCAGCAAGCCUUCAUCCAGCGACACACAGACCCUGGUGUCACCGGGGAGCCAUGCAGGCAACAUAGCCGCAGGCGGGGCAGCCCCGUGGUACCCGAUGCACACCCGGACCAGAAAGAAGCGCAAGCCGUACUCCAAGCUCCAGCUGGCUGAGCUCGAGGGUGAAUUCAUGAUGAAUGAGUUCAUCACCAGACAGCGGCGGAGGGAGCUCUCCGACCGUCUCAACCUCAGCGACCAACAAGUCAAGAUCUGGUUCCAGAACCGCAGGAUGAAGAAGAAGAGACUCAUGCUGAGGGAGCAAGCUUUGGCCUACUUUUAGAGAUGCGGCAGAAGGUGAAUCGAUAGGCAGUAAAAAAUGCCAAGCCUUCUACGCUCCCUUAGGUCUUCUUUCAGUGCAUGCACUCAUCUAUCCAUCUUUUACAUUGCAGGCAAUUAUCGCCACAUUUUGUUAUCAUUUUUACCCCAAAGGUGCGGGCGUUCCACGCCCAAAAACACGCCACUAGCUGGCACUCAGAGCUAUAUUACGCAUAAGAAUACCUUUAUGUUUCUGGUACAACCGCACAAAACCUGUGAGAAAGUGUUUCUUUGUUUUUUCUUGGUUUGUCAAGAAAUGAGUCUGCGCUCUUAAUGUAAGUCACGCGAGUAAGUUGUCUCCAAGGCAGUGGUUCAGUAUUGGGAUGACGCAUAACCUCAGCAUCCUCUUUUUGUUCAGGAUCGAGUGGGGACUCUUGGUAAAAUGUCAAAAAAAAAGGUCUAAGAAUAACUUUGAGGUCAGAAAACAGAGAAGCCGAGAGCCGCAGCAGCGCAAUAAUUUCUCUGUCAUCUCUCAAGGAAAAGUGUUGCUCUCGGUUAAUACAUACUUUUGACAGCCGUAUUUGUUUACAAAGAGAACCAUCUUUUUAUCUUUAGUUUCCAGCAGACGCUGUGGCACGUUCACGGUCACGGGCAGGAAGUCUGGAAGUCUGCAUGAGGAGAGGGAGAACUAAAGCCGCAGUGUAAUCCAUAUGCUCAUUGGAAAAAAAAUCCCCACUCAUUGUUCACGUGCUAACACGUUUGUAAAGGUAUUUUCUUACUUUUAUUACCUUUCAACUUGUACGAACAACAGCCACAGAAUCCUGCAUGGAUUUGGUUUCUUUAGUUGACUGAGAUCACCGUGUUGAUACGGUUUUGAGCUGCUAUUUAAAGUUCACGUCCAGAGUAUGCCAGUUAAAAAUAUUCUAUUCUACAAUAGUCUUGAUUGUAUCUGUAAAGCAAAUAUUCUACAGUAUCGAAUACAUUUUUAAAGCCAACGUGGAUCAACAGAGGAGCCGCCUGACGUCGCAUCAGGGCCGGGGAGGGUGCGCUUGGUUUUUAGGCCUAGAAGAGGAUUCGUGAAACUUGGUGCUCAGAAUGAAAAUAAAUAUGUAGAAAUUUAGAAAAGUGAAUAAUCUUCCUUAAAUCGGGAGGAAUGCAGUGCAUCAUCUGUCAUGUAUAACGAGUAAGCUAUAGCAGUGAAAUGUAUUUGCAGCAUGUUAUUGAUGUGAAAUAGCUAUAAGUCAUGUUUGCGGGCCACUUUUUCUGUAGGUAAAUUUUUUAUAUAAAAAAAUAAUUUUCCUGAACAAUUCAUAAGCAAACACCAAGUAUGCGUUUAAGACGCAAACCGCUACAAAGAAUGUAUUAUAAUUAUAAUAAUUAUUAUUAUUGUUAUUAUUAUUAUUAUUAUUAUUAUUAUGGUGAAAGGACGGAGGGCCUGUCAGGCCUACGUAAUGUACUUGCUCUUUGCAGCGUGCUCAGUGUUGUCCCUCUCCUUAUCUUGUACUCGUGUAUAACUUUGUAAAAUGAAAUGACUUCUAUGUUACUUGCAUCCUGUUUGAGGAUUCCCUCUCACUAUGUAAUAGUGUUUUAUGUUAUAUUGAUCGUCGUGUACAAUAUAGCAUUCCAUAUAGCCUAUUUGUGGAUGUAAGGGUUGGAAAUGUAGGCCUAUGACGUUAUACUGCCAAGAAUAGAUAGAAGAAAUGGUAUGCAAGACAAGUACCACAAAUGAAAGAAUCCCUGUUUCUGUGUAAUAGUUGUUCUUUUUAUUUUCGUCCCUCAUCGCAUUCCCUUCUUUGCGCUUGUAAGGAUUGCUACGUUGUCUUG
Molecule: messenger RNA, 2640 nt
Organism: Cheilinus undulatus (humphead wrasse)
Lineage: Eukaryota; Metazoa; Chordata; Actinopteri; Labriformes; Labridae
Gene: hoxc12a
Product: homeobox C12a
Exons: 2
Coding region: 2-841 (279 amino acids)
Biological process (GO): regulation of DNA-templated transcription
Molecular function (GO): DNA-binding transcription factor activity, RNA polymerase II-specific; sequence-specific double-stranded DNA binding
Source: RefSeq, a predicted model, not a curated record